Batrachochytrium dendrobatidis JAM81 is the source of this 3576-nucleotide messenger RNA. Its product is annotated as rRNA-processing protein UTP22. Gene Ontology annotation, cellular component: CURI complex; small-subunit processome; UTP-C complex. The coding region runs from base 1 to 3576 and encodes 1191 amino acids. Gene Ontology annotation, biological process: tRNA export from nucleus; rRNA processing. The record is from RefSeq and is a predicted model, not a curated record. NCBI's taxonomy places the organism in Eukaryota, Fungi, Chytridiomycota, Chytridiomycetes, Rhizophydiales. The transcript has 4 exons.
AUGACGUCAGAUGACGAUAAGAUUCAAGAGUCUGAAGAAAGUGAUCAAGAUUUAAACGAUGCAGAUAUGAAUGGCAGUGAAGAUUUUUCAAAUCAACAUGUAUUGUCAGAUUCUAAAGACACGGAAGCUAGCAAAGAUGUGGAAGACCAUGAAGCUCCAACCACCAAGCGUGCUCGAUCUCAACCACCUUCAAAAUCCGAUUCGUUAUUCAAGGCUCCUACAAAUGAGGAAAUGCAUCAAUUCUCUCAAACAAAUGUGUUGUACAAAUCAAAUUUGUUUAAAAUGCAGAUUGACGAACUGGUAAGGGAAGUUACUGAUAAUUUAACAAAAACUAAACCGUUGGAAAAGGCUUUGCGUAGGCUGAAAUCAAUUUUGGAUAGCAUACCUAGUAGAUCCGAGGUUUCUAUCAAAGAUGCAAUUUCAAAUCUGCAAAAAGAAGGCAUUUCCAUUCCAUUUGGAAAUAAUCAUCCACCUGCCGACACUAAAUGCAAAUUUUCCUUUGAAAAACCAUCUAAAGUUGCCAUUGUUGGAAGCUUUCUGUUAAAGACGACCGCCAAAACCCCUUUUGGUGUGAAUGUCGACAUGUCCGUUCAAAUGCCAGAGCCACUUUUUCAAGAAAAAGACCAUGUAAAUCACAGAUACUUUCACAAAAGAGCGUACUAUCUUGCCGUUAUUGCAGCCGAGCUUGAAAAGGAGUCAAACUCUGAUCUCGGUGUCAAGAUUGAGUUUGAGGCGUUUCAAAACGAUCUACGCAAACCUAUUCUUGUACUGACUUCCACAAAAGCAGCAGGAGAACUUGAUUUUAGAAAGUCUGGAUUUUGUAUUAGAAUUUUUCCCACAGUUUCAUCAACAGUGUUCUCCGCUUCUAAACUGGCACCUGUCCGUAACAAUGUUCGUCUGAAAGCAGAUCAUGCUUUAGCUACUUCCAGCAAAGUGAGCGAGGUUCAACCUGCUACACCUCACUAUAACACACUUAUUUUGCAAGAUACAGUACUAGUGGCACAUCUCAACUUUUUGCACCAUCAUAUUUCUGAAUCUCCAGCAUUCAAAGAUGCGUGCAUCCUUGCGCGUGUUUGGCUUGCUCAGCGUGGCAUUUCCGAGUCGCAAAAGUGUGGGUAUGGCAUGAGUGGAUUUUUAAUGUCUAUGAUUAUGGGAUGGCUACUUCGGGCAACAGGAAAGCAUUCUGCACGCAAGCUUGGUAAAGGAUUCAGCUCCUAUCAGAUGUUUAAGAUUACGAUUGACUUUAUUGCUGAACUGGAUUUUACUGCAUCUCCGCUGUUUUUAACCCCUUCGGGUGAGCCCAUUUCUGAGCCUGGAUACUCUGCAGAAGCUUUUUUGAAGCACUUUGAUGUGGCAGUCGUAGAUCCGUCUGGAAGAAUUAAUCUCGCUGCACAUAUUACGCAAGCAGCAAUGGAUGAAAUUCAGCGAGAAGCCAAGCUUUCUUCAGCCAUGUUCAAGGAUCAGCUAACCGAUAACUUUGACUCGCUGUUUUUGAAAAAAGUAGACCAACCACUAUUGAAAUACGACAAUCUAAUCCGUAUUCCUGGAUUAACUACCAUUCCAGCUGCCUACAAACAAAAUCAUGCUUUUUUGGAUUUUCCUGAUCCAGCGCUGUUUAUGUUGCGAUAUAUUCCAAAGCUGCUCAAAAAAGCAUUGACAGACCGCACAGUUCUUGUCACGGCGUUUGCUCCUCGAAUGAACAGAUGGUCGUGCUCGACGACCAAAGCCGAGGUCAAAGGAAAGGAUACAGAUAUUACUGUUGGCCUCAUCCUACACUGUGAAAACUCGUUGAGGGAAGUUGAAAUGGGUCCAGCAGCAGACGAUACUACUGCUGUGACUGCAUUUCGUUUGCUUUGGGGAGAAAAGGCAGAAACUCGUCGUUUUAAAGAUGGUAGCAUCACCGAGUCGGUUGUAUUUGAAAGUGAUCAUACUUUACAGCAACGAUCGUUAAUUGUGUGUCGUAUGGCUGCACACUUACUUGCCCGCCACGCCAAUAUCUUGCCAUUAGAUGGUGUCACUUACUGGGCUGGUCUUGGUGGUAAAUAUAUUAAAGCUCCCGGCAUUGAGUCAAUCACAAAUAGCUUUCAGCCCGUUUUGGACGCUUUUCAAUCUAUUAUGAAACAACUUACAAUGCUUAAAGGACUACCAUUGUCCAUCAAUACUGUUAUUCCAAUUGCCGAUGCACUGCGAUAUUCGUCCACAUUUGUUCCUCAACCCAAGCCAUCACAUUCUAGAUUCAAAGAUGGCUAUAGACCCUACAUUGACCCCCUAUCUAUUAUUAUUGAGUUUGAAAGCUCCGGACGUUGGCCAGAAAACUUGCGCGCCAUACAGAACAUGAAGCGUGCAUUUUACAUUCGCAUUAAAAAUCUUCUCGAAACUCAGUAUCCUGGCACCCAAGCAUCUGUUUCAAUUGGAUCCAAUGAUAAUAUUCAAGAGAGCGGAUGGUUAGACGUGAUACAUACAUCCGGUUAUGUUUUUCGAUGUCAGAUCCACCUUGAUAAAGAAUUUGACUUGCUGAAUCGUACACUUCAAGAGUUGAAUGCGUCAGGAAGUCCGGCCGCACUCCUUUCUACCAAGGCUGCUCAGCGCACGUAUCUUUGCCGAUAUGUUUACUUGCCAUGGCAUGCUACUCAUAUGAAAAACCAAUGUCUUAGAUUGCCGUUUCUCCCUGUCACUAUUCGUAUUUUGAAAAGAUGGUUGGCAUCUCACUUGCUUCUUUCAUCCUCAAAUACGACAAGCAUUCCUGAAGAGGCUCUUGAAUUGCUUGCAGCAUAUGUGUACUUGCAUCCAGCUCCAUUUGAGAUUCCAAACAGUGGUUAUGCAGGAUUUCUGCGUGUUUUGGACUUGAUUCAAUCGUGGGAUUGGAAAGACGAGCCACUUAUUGUAGAGUUGGAGCGUGGCAAAAUGACUUUUGGACUCAUCAGUGACAUCAAAGCCAACUUUAAACAAUCUCGCCAACGCAACAAGACUCCCCCAAUGUAUAUUGCCACUGAGCGUGACUUGGGAUCUGAGUGGUGGACUACUCAACAGCCAUCGCCCAAAGUUCUAGAGCGAUUGGUUGUACUUGCGCGGUCAGCUCUUGUAGCAUCUAUCAGUAAAUUUGAUUCGUGUGUUGACAAUGACAUUUCACAGCUCUUUACAACUCCAUUAGCUGGAUAUUCGCUGAUAAUCCACCUCAAUACACAAAAGUGUACGCGGUUUAGAGAGAACCUAACGUUUACUUCUGAAACCUCUAGUGAAGUACGAUCCAAAUUUAAAAAUCUACUGACAUUGCAAGAUAAAGAAGCUGCGCUACUAUGGGAAUUUGAUCCAGUUGUGUGCUAUAUCCGUGAUCUUGAAACAGCAUUUUCUGGACUAGCCAUGUUUUUUCACGACAAAUAUGGUGGAGAUAAGAUUGCGGUUGUAUGGAAUCGCGCAGUUUUGCAAAAUUCCACAUGGAAAACAAAGCUUCUUUACAAUGCUUGUCCCGAUGAGUCAUUGGGAUCCAAGCUUACAAUCCAUCCAAAUAUAGAUGCUAUGAUUGCGGAAAUGGAGCGACUGGGCAAUGGAUUGGUGUUGGCAAUUGAGCGUCGCUGA